CAGUUUUGGCCCAGGGAGGCGAAAAGUCGGCCCUCCGGCGGCGCGGGCCCACCCCCCCCCUCUCUCAGGCCUCCCCGACGGCGCGCUCUGGCCGGGCAUGGCGCGCGGGUUCCGCCCCGCGCUCCUGCUGCUUCUGCUGCUGCCACUGACCGUCGGGAGGACUCCGACGAGACCUGCAAGGCUGGGGACCCUGGCUGCGGUGAAAAACCCGCAGAUGAAGAAGGCGAUCACGAUUCCUACGCAAAGGAGUGCCCCCCGCUGUCGGAGGAGCAGUCGGCCACACUGAACGAGUGCACGGAGGGCAAAAAGCAGUGGAAGUGGGGCCUCGACCGCUUGCAGAGCAGCGACAAGGAGGGCGCGACGAAUUUCGUCAUUAAGGCGUACAACUUGUGCUUGAAGAAGAUGGGCCUGGAGCGCGCAGAAAGAUGCGUUCGCGCCUGGGUCGACGACACCAUCGAGUACAAGUGGCUAAAGCAAGGGCUGGGCGUCUCCCCAGAGUGCAAGGCCGAGGCGCACAGCAAGUAUAACACGGGUUCCAAGGAAGUGGAGGAUUGCGCCCAGACGUACAACGAUCGGCUCCAAGGCUUCGAUGAACCUGAGGAGCAGGCCAUGAUCUACUCAGACAUCCUCGAGAACUGCGCGGGCGUCUCCCCGCUGUGCGCCAGGCAGAAUGGCUACAUGAUGGCCGAGAGGGCGCAGCAGCAGUCGCUGAAGGAGCUCGGCAUCGACACGAAGGGCGGGACCGUGCGGCGGUGA
Molecule: messenger RNA, 756 nt
Organism: Prorocentrum cordatum
Lineage: Eukaryota; Dinophyceae; Prorocentrales; Prorocentraceae
Source: the annotation of a GenBank genome assembly